Molecule: messenger RNA, 1266 nt
Organism: Lycium ferocissimum
Lineage: Eukaryota; Viridiplantae; Streptophyta; Magnoliopsida; Solanales; Solanaceae
Product: protein FAR1-RELATED SEQUENCE 5-like
Exons: 2
Coding region: 1-1266 (421 amino acids)
Biological process (GO): regulation of DNA-templated transcription
Source: RefSeq, a predicted model, not a curated record
AUGGAGAUUCCAUCUAGUGAGUCUCAAGGUGGAUGUAACGUGCCCAUAAAACUUGGAAUGGAAUUUGAUUCAGAGGAGCAUGCAUAUGAAUAUUACAAUAAGGAUGUUGCUGCAGUUGGUUGUCGAGACAAAGAUAAACGAGAUCCGAUGAUCCAAAAACAUAGGAAGGAAACUAGGACGGGGUGCCUAGCUCAUAUUAUUAUUAGUCGUCAAUCAAAUGAAAAAUUUCACAUCACUUCAUUGGAAGAAAACCAUAAUCAUCCUCUUGUUCAUUCUUCUUUGGCUCAUAUGUUACCUUCACAAAGGAAGAUAAAAGUUGCUCAAGCAUAUGAAAUUGACUUAUUAGAUGAUUCCGGAAUAUGUCCUAAAGCUUCUUUUGAAUAUGCUGCUUGUCAAGUUGGGGGACAAUGUUUUCUUGGUUACACAAAGAGAGAUCACAUGAACUUUCUCCUGGACAAGAGAAAAGAUAAUUUGAAAUAUGGAGUGGCUCGUAGUUUGGUGGGCUAUUUUGAGAAAAGAACACUAGAAGAUCCUGCUUUUCGAUAUUCUUUAGAUCUAGAUGAUAAUGGUUUGAUAACUAAUGUAUUCUGGGCUGAUGGAAAGAUGAUAAGGGAUUUCAAGAUUUAUGGAGAUGUUGUGUCCUUUGAUACAACAUACAGAACAAAUAAAGAGUAUAGACCCUUGGCAUUGUUUGUUGGUUUAAAUAAUCAUAGGGAAAUGGUUAUAUUUGGUGCAGCUCUUUUAUACGAAGAAUCAACUAAAUCGUUUGAAUGGCUUUUUCAUGCAUUCUUUAGAAUUAUGUCUGCAAAUAAACCACAAACAUUCAUGACUGAUCAGGAUCCCGCCAUAGCUGCUGCUGUCUCAUUAGUAAUGCCACACACUUAUCAUCGCCUUUGUGUAUGGCACUUGGAAAAGAAUGCAUUUAAACAUCUUAAUCAUAUCUUUAGAGCUAAUGCAUCAUUUCCGAGAGAUUUUAGCAAAUUGCUUUAUGAUUAUGAGUAUGAGGAGGAUUUUUUAAGUGCAUGGCAGGAAAUGCUUGAGAAAUAUGACCUUGAGAGUAAUUGUUGGUUGAAGAAUACAUUUGCUAUAAGGGAGAAAUGGUCGAUGACAUAUGGCAGGAAUACAUUCUCAGGAGGUAUGCGAAGCACACAAUUAAGUGAAAGUUUUAAUGGAUCUUUGAGGGGUUAUUUGAAUUUAAACAUUUCCAGAGAUCAGUUGAUGAUAAGCGUGCCAAUGAAAAUAAGUCAUAUAACUGAGAAAUAUUAG